GUGAGUUGGGUAGGGCCAUCUCCAGGUCUGAGGAUUUAUCAUGAUGUUGUUCUCCAGGGACAGAGAUAAGAACGUUGGAUGCGGAGCAGGAUUGCGUUUCGUUUGCUAGGAGGUUACUGGGUUACUAGCUUAAUUUCUCAGAACUGUGUGAAGAACAGAAACAGAAUGAGUCGUUUCUUUAUGUUGUUACUGUCCGUCAUCUGCUCUGCUUGUAUUGCUGUUGGAUCAGCGUGUGAAGGGGUGGAUUGUGUGAAAGCUAAACUCUCGGAGAAGCCAACUCAAAAUGCCGGGUACCUGAAUCAGUUCAACGAGAUGAAUUCACCCACCGACAACCGAAAACGUAGCGACGCCGGAUCCGUCUUACCUUUCAUCGGCCUCACAGGAAGCGCUAAACAGAGUCGAGACUGCUGCAAAAAUGGUGGGAGAUGCAUACUAGGAAGUUUUUGCGCCUGCCCUAAACACUUUAGUGGUCGGAGCUGUGAAUACGAUGAACGCGUGAGGUACUGUGGCGUUAUCCCUCAUGGAGAGUGGGUUCAGAAGGGCUGCUCCUACUGUCGCUGUGGAUAUGGAGUUCUCCAUUGCUUCCCCCAAGUGUUCCACAACGACUGUGAUGACUCCCAGGAAGUCUUGGGGUUUCAUUCAAAUGCCCCCAGCCAAUUUCAAACCAAGUUCCUCUGGUGCGUGGCUCCUCUGAUUUUGCAUCUUCUCUUUUGGUGAGAAAGGCCUAUAGCUGCUCAUCCUGAAGACCGUUUUGUGUCUUUUUUGUGACAUAAAAAACCCACCUUUGAAAGACUGUGAAGGAAAAUCUCAAAAGAGGCUUUAAGAUGUUAAAAAGCAGUGAAAUAAAAUUUGAGAUUACAUUUGCUUUCAGUGGAAGCUCAUGCUGUGAAAAUUGAAAGUGCAAUUUUUAUGAAAGACAGGGGAGCUGUACAUAAGAUUUUUAUUGGAUUUUUAAUAUGAACUUGGUUGUCUAGGUUUCCAAAUGGACUUAAUACUGCUAUCAUGCAUAUGAUCGCUCUUAGUGUUUGUAAACCUAAAA
Clupea harengus (Atlantic herring) is the source of this 1039-nucleotide messenger RNA. RefSeq names its product teratocarcinoma-derived growth factor 1 (gene tdgf1). The record is from RefSeq and is a predicted model, not a curated record. NCBI's taxonomy places the organism in Eukaryota, Metazoa, Chordata, Actinopteri, Clupeiformes, Clupeidae.